CAGAACGAUGUCGGUAAGGACCUGCUCGUAUUGGCUCGUAACCUUGUCGAUCAAGGCAAGCCUUCUCAGGCUCUUCAAGCGGCUUCUGAAGACUGCAUUGAUGGUACAAGUAUUGGUGGUGUUUUCCGAUAAAUGGAGGACUGAAGUAGGCUCGCCCUUGUUAGGCUGGCAGCAAUAAUACAACUGAAUACAUGCUAUUAGUUUAAGUUGGGUCCAGUAGACUAAUGAGUUUUCAUCUUUUAAUCCUAUUCUUGAACCACAUCUGAUUAAAGAACACUUCUUUUUUAGGGCUAUAUUAUAUAUUUUUUCAAGAUUUGACCUGAAAAAAGGUGUUCAUCGUGCAUCUUUUGGUGUGAACCAAUACUUGUUUGGUGGUGAUGGCCAUGAGAACUAGAGGCGGCGAUGAAGCUGUAUUUCAGUCAUUGUACCGUGCUCGUGAAGUGUACAGAACUAGAAUGCAAGAAAACACCGCAGUUGAUCAGCUGGCUUCUCUGUUUGCUGAGUGUGUGAUAGCUGAAGCCCAGCCGAUAAAAGCUGAAACAUUACCAUGCAACACUAACGUUCCGCCAGUUGCAUCAGAUGCUCAGGGAACUUCCAUUCUUGCCGAAACAGGCAGAAUGCAAAUUGUAUUGGAUGCAUUCUCUGAUGGAAGCAGCUUUAUCUGUUUACAGUGUGGCGGUCUUGUUAGUAAUCAUCGCAAAGACGAGCAUUAUGCAUAUUGGUGCGGCCAUAUGUAAAUUCGCUCACUUUAUAGACUUCUUGCAGUGUGCUUGAUCCCGAGAACUCAUGUCUGCCUUGUGGAAUCGGCACAACUGCAACUGGUGUACCACCUUUGACAAUCUGUGUAGAUUGUCUUCCAUUUGCCAAUCAAAAGUGAAGCAAAUACGUUUCUUUGCUAAUAACUAGGAUACUGCACUCCAGCAGUGAUAAGGUUUAUGUCACAGAAUAUGUUUGAAAUUUGAUGGACUGAACAAUGAUGUAUCAUAUUUAUUAUUGUACCAAAGUUGUUUAAUCAAACACAAAUAAACCCCUUUAUG
Hibiscus syriacus is the source of this 1037-nucleotide messenger RNA. RefSeq lists its product as uncharacterized. The record is from RefSeq and is a predicted model, not a curated record. NCBI's taxonomy places the organism in Eukaryota, Viridiplantae, Streptophyta, Magnoliopsida, Malvales, Malvaceae. The transcript is spliced from 4 exons. The coding region runs from base 378 to 737 and encodes 119 amino acids.